CCCGUUUAUAGCCGUGCUGCCCGGUUACAGCGCGGAGCGCGCAUCAAACCCGCACGCGCCGCGCUGGUUUAAGGGCGGAUCGGGAUUUUUUUGUUUAACGCAGCUUCGCUGGAAUUCCGCGUCUGACCGGGAUUCUCCUGCUCAUCCUGGUUUUCUGCAACAGCUGGCGAGACGCGGUCAUUUACCGGGAUCAUUCCGUUCGUUUCGCGGCAUAAACGCCGGGCGCUUUUGUGUUGAUGCAAAUGAUGCGCCCGGUAAACGCGCGACGGGGAGAGCGGCGCGACCGUCGCUCGCGCUGAUGACAAAAGCGGACUCCGGCGAUCAGAGCGCGCGAUAGAAACAGAAAGAAGGAACGUUCACCGGGAAGGACAAUGUCUCUCAGCAGAAGCAUCGAGCUCGAACACUUUGACGAGCGGGACAAGGCGCGCCGCUCCAAACGCGCCGCAGCCGGGGGUUCGGGCUCGCGCGCGAGCAGUCUGGUCCCGAGCCCCGCGCACAGCGCCAACUGCAGCAUCUACCGCACGCGCACGCUGCAGGCGCUCAGCUCCGAGAAGCGCGCCAAGAAGGUCCGCUUCUACCGGAACGGAGACCGCUACUUCAAGGGUCUGGUGUACGCGGUGUCCGGAGACCGCUUCCGGUCCCUGGACGCGCUGCUGGCCGAGCUGACGCGCGCGCUCGCCGACAACCUGCACCUGCCGCAAGGUGUGCGCAACAUCUACAGCGCGGACGGCGCGAGGAGGGUCACGAGCCUCGAGGAUCUCGAGGAAGGCGAGAGUUAUGUCUGCACCUCAAACGAGCCCUACAGGAAGGUGGACUACACCAAGAACAUCAACCCUAACUGGGGCUCACGGCAGGCGGGGGCGGGGCCCGGGGCGGGGGCGGGGCCUGGGGGCGGAGCUGGACGCACAGGGGGCGGAGCCGAGCGUCCGGGGCCUCAGCGCACACCUGGAGAGUCGAGGGAGGCCAAAGACUUCAUCAAACCCAAACUGGUGACGGUGAUCCGGAGCGGGGUGAAGCCCAGGAAGGCCGUGAGGAUCCUGCUGAAUAAGAAGACAGCACACUCGUUUGAGCAGGUGCUCGCAGACAUCACCGAAGCCAUCAAACUGGACUCCGGCGUCGUGAAGAGACUCUACACGCUGGACGGGAAACAGUUGACGAGUCUGCAGGAUUUCUUCGGUGAUGAUGAUGUUUUCAUUGCGUGUGGUUUGGAGAAGUUUCGUUACGCUCAGGAUGAUGCUGCUAUCGGACACGCAGGGAAGGGUGCCGCGGCUGCGUUUGUCAAUGAGUGUAAGAAAUCACGGCCGUCUGUCCCACCCAAGAUGACCAAGAGCUCCGGAGUCCCACGCUCAAAAUCACCUGUAUCAGCCAAUGAGGCUCCGAGGAGCGACUCUCCACCGAUGAGGUCAUCGCAGUCGCCCUGCAGCCCUUCAACUCAAUGCAGCCGGAAGACGUCCGAUCAUGAAGCGUCUUCAUCCCCGACCAGAGACCUCCACGAUGAGGAGGUCCUCAGUCCAGAGGUGAAUGGCAAUGAAGUUCAUUCGUCUGUCAUCACUGAGAAGUAUAAAGUGGGGAAGGUGAUCGGCGAUGGAAACUUCGCUGUGGUCAGAGAGUGUGUGGACAGGUCUACAGGACAGGAAUAUGCGCUGAAGAUCAUUGACAAGGCCAAGUGCAGCGGAAAGGAGCACCUGAUAGCCAAUGAGGUGGGGAUACUGCGCAGGGUUCAUCAUCCCAGCAUCAUCAUGCUAAUAGGGGAGCUGGACACGCCCACUGAACUGUACUUGGUGAUGGAGCUGGUGAAGGGCGGUGAUCUGUUUGAUGCCAUCACUUCCUCCACGAAGUACACAGAGCGAGACGCCAGUGCCAUGCUGUUCAACCUGACCGGAGCACUGCGAUACCUGCACAGAAUGAACAUCGUUCACCGAGACAUCAAACCAGAGAACCUGCUGGUGUGUGAGUAUCCAGAUGGGACCAAGUCUCUGAAGUUGGGUGAUUUUGGGCUGGCGACAGAGGUAAAGGGACCACUGUACACCGUCUGUGGGACACCGACUUACGUCGCACCGGAAAUCAUCGCAGAGAGCGGGUACGGGCUGAAGGUGGACAUCUGGGCUGCGGGUGUGAUCACAUACAUCCUGCUGUGCGGCUUUCCUCCGUUCCGCAGCGAGAAGAACCUGCAGGAGGAGCUGUUUGAGCAGAUCUUACUGGGCAGACUGGAGUUUCCCUCGCCGUACUGGGACAACAUCAGCCUCUCUGCUAAAGAUUUAAUUGGUAAGAUGCUGCAAGUGAAUGUUGGUGCUCGUUACACGGCUGACGAGGUGCUGGAACACCCCUGGGUGCAGGAUGAUGCUGUGAUGGACACUAACAUGGCGUGUGAGAUGGAAGAUGUUGUUGAAUCAGAACACACACACAACAACACAGCAGCAAAGGCCGAGGUGAACCUCUCUCACACACACACACACACACACACACACACACACACACACACGCGCACACACACACACACGCAGACACACACACACACACACACACACACACACACACACACACACGCACACACACACACGCGCGCACACACACACGCAGACACACACACGCACACACACGUUACCUUCAGCUGAUACAUUGUGUCUUGUUUCCUCUGUUACAGGUGGAUCAUCUACAUGGUAACAACCUCAUAUAUACAUUUUUAUUUUAAACUGCAUUUAUUUAGCCUUAAAUGAUCAAAAGUGGCAGUAAAGACUAUUUCUAAGUCUAUUACAGAUGAAUGCAGUAAAUGUUGAGUGUAACAGCUGAUUGUUUCUGACCGUGUGUACAGUAGAUGACCGCUGGGAGUAGUCCGAGGAAUCUCUCCGGAGGCGCAGAAGAAGAGAAACCCUGAUCAACACCUCAAACCUCAACACCAGACCGGACCAGACCGGACAACCUUCUCUCAACAUCUUCCGUCUAGUUCUUCGUAGCAUUGACCAAGUCAACCAUAAAUAUCACCUCGUCUCCAUAUUUUAAUGUUAGCCUCUAGUUGAAACCUCUAGCACAUCCCACAGACACACAGCAUCCAGGCAGUUUGUUUACAUGCACUCAGUUCUGUCAAUCUGAAUGAAUCCAGACCGAACUUCUGCCGUUUAGCUUUUAUAUGAACGCUAAACUCUGUAGUUCACAUGUUCAUUUACGUGUAGGCUAUAUUUCUGUAUUUCAAACAACAGGCACCAAGCUCAGAACUGGAAAAAGCCACUUGUUCAUGUCACCAGAGCUAAUAUGUUUUUUUGCAAAUAUUUAGUAAAUAUUCAUUUUCCUCCUCUGACCAGCUAACAAAAAUCUGUUUUAAGAAUGUUUAAUAACUUUAAGUUAUAAAAAUAUUUUUUUUUCGGAAUGUCUCUGAACAUUCCGAACUUCCAGAUUUUUUAAUGUUUUUUUAUUUAUAAUAUUGGUUUUGCUACUAAUAAUUAUAGAAACGUUACUUUUGAAUGUUCUCUGAGCGUUCUGAAACAAGUAACAUUUUAAAAACGUAAGAUAAACAUCAAACUAAAAAAAUAAAAUAAAAAACAAUUCCAGAAACAGAUUAUAGCCUAAUAAAUGUUUAGAAACGUUUUUCUGGGUUCUAUUUUAUCUAUUUUGCAAACAUUAUGGCAGUGUUACUUUUAAAUGUUCUCUGAACAUUCCAAAACUUGUAACAUUUUAAAAACGUAAGAUAAACGUCAAACAAAACAAAGAAAGUUCCAGGGACGGAUUAUAACCUCAGUAAUGUUCUUGUGGAAAAGUUUUAUACGUUUUUUAAAGACCAGAGAACUUUGAGUGCACAUUCUAUUAACGUUAUACUGGAAGAACGUUCAUAAGCUUGCGAGAACCUUGACCGAAGUUCUGAGAACGUUCAGAGUUCAUUCGAUCGCAGGAGGUAAAUAAAUAAGCACGUUUGAAAAACGUAUGUAAACAGAAAUUUCUCUUUUGAAUCCGUUCAAUAAAGUAAUAGCAGAUCGAAAUCGAAAGGGAGGUACAUGACAAUAACCGGAUUGAUUGAGUGCAUGUGAACAUAUUCUUCAGAUCAUGUAAGAAUCUAGUCCUAAACCGUUCUGGUCUGUGUUUGUACGCAGGGCUUCAACUAAACCAGCGACCUCGACUUUUACCGCACUGUGUCCUGCUCCUCUUCUUCUCUGUACAUAUCAGUGUCGAUGUUUGUGUCUGAUCAUAUGAAUCAUUAGAGUCUCAUUUCAGACAUUUACGUCAUGAUUAAGUCACAUGUUUGCAUUUAAAAGCGCGCGACUGUAUGGAACUGAAUGGGAAGGAGACGUUUCAAUUGUGUUGCUGGAUGUUUCUUUACGUCUGAUUUGUGUGUACAUAUGUGUUACGAGCCUGCUGUAGUGUUAUGACUUCGCUUUACACCAAAACUUCGGCCUUUACUGAUUGUCUGUGUGUUUAUAUCCAUGAAAUGCCUCUGUUGGUAAGAACUGUUCAUUUAAUUUGAUUUGAACGGUCGCUUGUGGAAUCAACGGUAUUAACUUUUGUACGGUGGCUGUUCGGGGCCUAAAGCUCCUCGUAAUUAUUCUAAUUAUGGAUUAAGUUCAUGUGUUAGUUUGUAUUGCAACAAUACAUCAUUAUUAGUAGCUGAA
Molecule: messenger RNA, 4598 nt
Organism: Carassius carassius (crucian carp)
Lineage: Eukaryota; Metazoa; Chordata; Actinopteri; Cypriniformes; Cyprinidae
Product: serine/threonine-protein kinase DCLK2
Exons: 14
Coding region: 372-2615 (747 amino acids)
Biological process (GO): protein phosphorylation; intracellular signal transduction
Cellular component (GO): microtubule cytoskeleton
Molecular function (GO): protein kinase activity; ATP binding
Source: RefSeq, a predicted model, not a curated record